AACAUGUAGCUAGGCAGGCAUGGGAGGAAAUGUGUAUAUACUGGGUACACUGACAACAGUGAGCUGGCGGAUUGCACACAGAGGAGGCACAGCUGCCAGGCUUGCAUGCAUUGCUGCGCUGACACACUAGGAGAGGAGUACUGUGUGUGCCAGCUGCUGAACCAGGAAGAAAGCAGCCAAUGUCCGUGGUCAAUAAAGUUUUCUCUGUCCCUUGAAAAUGAUGUCACCAGAAUGAUGGCGGCGUGCUAGUGAGGCACAUGUGGGCGGCUGAGCAGCGGAUUUGGCAGCUGUAACCGGACUCUCGUCCCUCUUACUGUCACCGAGACUUGGAUCGGGUGCAGCAGCAAUCACUAGCGAUACGUAUUAGCAAAAAUGAAAUCACAAAAGGCUAAAAAGCCAGGAAAGCAAUACUCAAAAUUACUAAGUAAGGGCUUCAAAGUUACCGGAAAAUGGAAACCAGUCUCGCUGGACCCGAGUCUUUUUGCUGAUGAGAAAAUAGAUGAAAUCGUAUGUUUUGAGGAACUCACAGAUUAUAAACUAGUCAAGACUUCUAAAGAUUUUGUAGCAAAAGGGUCAAAAAGAAAACACAACGAGGACUCUGGACAGGAUGAUGAAGAGGGGAAUAUUGGCAAAAGUAAAAAGAAUAAAAAGCGUAAGAGAAAAUUUGAGGCCAAAAGAGUAAAGGAGGAAUCUGAGGAUGAGCAGGAGGAAAUAUUUCUUGGAGGGGAAGAAGCAGAGGAUGUCCCUAAAGCUGUGGAGGCUGAAGAGGAUUCAGCGCCUGUAGAAAAACCGGAAACCAGCCAUCUGAGAAAAAGGAAGAAGAGAAAAAGGAAGCCAAAGAAGAAACCACUGGAAUCUCAAGACAAAGCUCCAGUCGUCCAACCCUCAAAGAGGACCAAGAACUGGGCUGCAAGUUCCAUGACUGACACAGUGGGUAAGAACACAGAUGUUACUGCAUGGAAAAACCUGUGUGUUCCACAAACAGUUCUAGAGGCUCUCAGCUACUUGGGGUUUUCUGCUCCAACACCAAUACAAGCAUUGGCGCUCCCUUCAGCAAUCCGAGACAAAAUGGAUAUCUUAGGAGCCGCUGAAACAGGAAGUGGGAAAACGCUGGCCUUUGCCAUUCCUAUGAUCCACUCCGUACUGGAAUGGAGGAAAUCUCAGGAAAGUGGAGUCUCAGACGAAGAUGAAAACACAGAUGAGAAGAAUCUGGAAGUGGCAGAAGAUUCUGUGGAUGUAGAAGAAAGCACAAGUCAGGAUAAUGAUGAGGAGGAGGACAGUGGGGAAAAUAAUAAUGAGGAGGACGGUGGUGAUAAUGAGGAGGAGAAAGGCAGUGAUGAUGAGGACUCUGCUUCCAUGGGCUGUGUGCAGGCUGAGGAAGUUGUAGACAUAAAUUUUAAUGCUGCUCCUGCAGGAAGCGUUUCCCAGUGGGACAGGAAUAGACCGCUGCUCGGGCUUGUGGUCACCCCCACUAGAGAGCUGGCUGUGCAAGUUAAACAUCAUAUAGACGCCGUGGCCAAAUUUACAGGGAUAAAAACUGCAACGGUUGUUGGUGGAAUGGCGCCACAGAAGCAGCAGAGGGUGUUAAACCGAAGGCCAGAAAUUGUCAUAGCAACCCCAGGACGCUUGUGGGAGAUGAUCAGAGAGAGGCACCCGCAUCUGUCUAACUUUCGGAAGCUCAGGUGUCUAGUUAUUGAUGAAGCGGACAGGAUGGUGGAGAAGGGGCACUAUGCUGAGCUGACGCAGUUACUGGAGAUGCUCAAUGACACCUAUUAUAACCCCAAAAGACAGACCUUUGUGUUCUCUGCCACCCUGACUCUUAUCCACCAGGCUCCCGUCCGGCUGCUACAGAAGAAGACCUUCAAGAAAAUGGACAAGGAAGGCAAGCUGGGAAACCUCAUGGAUAAGAUUGGCUUGAAAGGGAAGCCCAAAGUGAUCGACCUGACCAGGAAACAGGCCACUGUGGAGACACUUACCGAGACCAGAAUCCAUUGCACCACUGACGAGAAGGACUUCUACCUGUACUACUUUCUGCUCCAGUACUCUGGAAGGACUAUGGUAUUUGCUAACAGCAUCGACUGCAUUAAGAGACUGACCUCCCUCCUCACCAUCCUGGGCUGUAACCCGCUCCCUCUGCACGCUAACAUGCACCAAAAACAGAGAUUAAAAAACCUGGAGCGGUUUGCUGACCGAGAGAGCUGUAUCCUCCUCACCACCGACGUUGCAGCUCGAGGUUUGGACAUACCCAACAUCCAGCAUGUUCUCCAUUACCAGGUCCCCAGAACGUCUGAAACCUAUGUCCACCGCAGCGGCAGGACAGCGCGAGCCUCUACCGAUGGCCUCAGCUUGCUUCUAAUUGGACCAGAUGACAUCAUGAAUUAUAAGAAAAUCUGCAGGACCCUGGAGAAGAACGAGGAGCUGCCGAUUUUCCCGGUGGAGCCGAAGUGCAUGACUGGCAUUAAGGAACGCGUCAAUCUGGCCAGAGCGAUUGAGAAGAUGGAAUAUUUCAACAGUAAAGCAAAGCAGCAGAAUUCCUGGAUCCAGCAGGCCGCUGAGGCCCUUGAAAUGGAUUUGGACGAUGAUGAUUUAAUAGGUGGGAAACCAAGUGAGCAAGAGACCAGCUUGAAGCAGAAGGAGCUGAAACUGAUGAAGAAGCAGCUAAAGCGACUCUUGGCCCAGCCCAUAUUCAAGAACAUCAUGAAAACAAAAUACCCAACACAGAGCGGCCGGCUGUCACUCCCCAGCCUCCCCUUCAGCAAGGCCGAGACUGCCCUCCACACCCUCUCCAACCAGAUGUCUAAGAAGAAGACAACACACAGACCCUGAUCAUAGUAUUUUAUUGUGAGCUUAUAUUGCAAAUACAAAGACGUGAAUUUUAUUACCAGU
Molecule: messenger RNA, 2886 nt
Organism: Pseudophryne corroboree (corroboree frog)
Lineage: Eukaryota; Metazoa; Chordata; Amphibia; Anura; Myobatrachidae
Gene: DDX24
Product: DEAD-box helicase 24
Exons: 9
Coding region: 373-2826 (817 amino acids)
Cellular component (GO): nucleolus
Molecular function (GO): RNA helicase activity; nucleic acid binding; ATP binding
Source: RefSeq, a predicted model, not a curated record